AUGAACAACAGUGAUGAUGUGAAAGGGAAGAUAUUGAGGAUGAAGAAAUUCCCCAUGGAUCUUCGAGGGUUUCCAGAGGACAACAUCACUCUCUUGAUUCAAGAGGAAGAUGAAUCACGAACCUACACUCAGCCCACUAAGUUCAACAUUCGAGCCGAGAAAGCUGUAUUGAUUGGAUUGAAGCACCCAUGGAUGAACAAUAGUGAUGAUGUGAAAGGGAAGAUAUUGAGGAUGAAGAAAUUCCCCAUGGAUCUUCGAGGGUUUCCAGAGGACAACAUCACUCUCUUGAUUCAAGAGGAAGAUGAAUCACGGACCUACACUCAGCCCACUGAGUUCAACAUUCGAGCCGAGGCAUGUCAUUUAGUUGAGCAUGCUAACCCAGGUGACACCCUCUUCAUCCACAUCAUCGCCCAUGGCUGCUAUCAAUUCUCUAUCACUAGCUCUGAUAAACAAUUCAUCGGAGAUGAUCAUUUCAGGACACUUCUAAACAUUGCCUGCAGUAAGGGUUGUACCCUGACAAUGGUCUCUGAUUGCCUAAUUGAACCUGAUGCUGCUGAAAAUUCUGUGUGUUGUAGUAAGGGAAUUCCAACAUAUGUACGAGGAGACUCAGAAAGAUUUUGUGUAAAGCACAAUGUUCGCUUUGUCUCUACCGAUUAUAAGGGUUUUACACCCACCGGUUUGUAUCCUGUAACUGUUCUGAAGAAGGUGCAUAUGUUGUCAGGGCUUUUAAAGUCCAUUUUUCCAAUGAGGAAGAGCAGCAUUCCAAAUUCAUGUGUAAUUCUCUUCAAUGCUUUCCAAGGUGGUCAGAUGAAGGCCAUCUUUCCUUUCUACGAUAUACCCGAAUUGUUCUUUCCCCCACUAGGGGUAGCUUCUUCCACAACCACUACUCCUCCUAACCAACACAGGUUAUAUGGGGGUUUUACCACUACCAUUCUUGAUAUACUUGAAGAGACUCAUGGACAAGUUACAAAUGUCGAGCUAUUUCAAAUGGAAAUGGAAAAACUUAAGAUGCAGGGCAUUCGUCAAAAACCGGGACUGCAUUCCAAUCACCACCACCAUGCUGAUGCUCCUUUUUGUUCAGCUGAUUAG
Messenger RNA from Lotus japonicus, 1089 nucleotides. RefSeq lists its product as uncharacterized. Lineage: Eukaryota; Viridiplantae; Streptophyta; Magnoliopsida; Fabales; Fabaceae. The transcript has 3 exons. Bases 1 to 1089 code for a protein of 362 amino acids. The record is from RefSeq and is a predicted model, not a curated record.